Messenger RNA from Daktulosphaira vitifoliae (grape phylloxera), 890 nucleotides. RefSeq lists its product as uncharacterized. Lineage: Eukaryota; Metazoa; Arthropoda; Insecta; Hemiptera; Phylloxeridae. The transcript has 3 exons. Bases 251 to 664 code for a protein of 137 amino acids. The record is from RefSeq and is a predicted model, not a curated record.
CUUUUCUUGAUAUAAAUAAUAGUGUUCUUAUUACAGUAGGUAACCGUGUUUAUCGUUUUACUCGGAUGCUUACCCCCAAGAACCUGAUUCUAUGAUAGUCACCUAGUGACCGCUUAAAAAGAAAGUAAUUUUAGUCUUAACGUAACUCUCGUGCUAUCAUGACUCUAUCACAAGCUACAAAGCAAAAGAAAAAUUUUAAUAAUAAUUUUUAAUUGAAUUUUUUCUAUUUUUUACAAAUAAUAAAUUAAAAAUGUGUAUCUACAGAAUAUUGAAUAAACCAUAUUUUAUUUUUACAGUCUUGUUAAUUUGUUGUCUAUAUGCUCGCAAUAUAGAAGCUGGUACAUAUCCUUACAAAGCAAAAACAAUGAAAACUCCCACAACCACAGUAAUACCUGAAACAACGACAGAUGCUCCAGUGAUGGCAAGAAUAUUUUUUUCGGCUUUAGGAGACUUUAUUGAAGCUGUUCCUGUAUUUCCAAUUACUCUUAAUGUACCAGAUAUGGUAACUGCUUUUAGCGGACUACUCUCUGGAAUGGUUGGCUAUAUAACGGGAAGCAAUGAUAGUGGAGAAUCUAAACCAAAGGACAUUUUGAGAGUUAUGGCAAAAUUAUACAGAACGAUUGCUGUACAAGAAGAUUUACAUGACAUAGAGUUUUUAACAUAAUAUAAUUUUAAACAAAACCAUAUUAGAAUUAAAAUGUAAAUUGUUGUAUAAAUUAAAUUAUUUUUGUAAAUUAUUUCAAAUAUUUAAUUAAGCUAAUUAAAACCAUUAACAAUUCUUUAUGUUAACGUGUUGUAAAUAAGAAAUCGAGAACAAUUUUUUAAAUACAUUAGUAAGUUUGAAAGUGAAUAAAAGUAGAAAAGUUUAUCUUUAAAUACGUUGAUAAUUU